GCUUCCGGCCUCACACCUGCCAAGCAUCACACCUGCCAAGCAUCACACCUGCCAAGCAUCACACCUGCCAAGCAUCACACCUGCGAUGCCUGCACGAGCUGGGUGCGGUCCGCGCAGCUGCAGUAAGGGGGCGACCCGGCGUCUGUUAGUCGGCGGUUCAUCUCCUUCGUGCCUCGAUGAGCUUUAACGCCAUUUUCCUCCAUUCUCUUUCUUCACCUCUUGAGUGAGUGGCCAUGAGCUGGGCUGCAAGAGUCCUGGGGAGCAGCCAGAGAGCGGGCGCCGCGGGAGCGAAUUGUUUUUGCCCAAGGAUGGUUCUGUGUCUCCGCCAGGCGGCAUGUGACCUGCUCGGGCGCGGGUGGCCCUUCACCCCUGUGAGUGUGGCCAGAAGUACCUCUCACCUGGACCUGCGGACCCCGGGCGCAGUCCUGGAGCUGAGAACUGGAGGUUGGGGGAACAGCAGGGUAAAGGGGAGAGAAAAGGGGGUCAGCUGCGGGACGGAGUGCCGUCCCAGCUGUAGUUUCAUGUUUGGUGGAGCAACCCCUGUUCCUUUCCUCUCUCUCUCUCUUAAUUCCUCUUAACUGUACUCACGCUUCCUUCUCCUUCCCCUGGUCCGCUUCAUGGAUGCUGAGCUGCCUGGCCAGAACCUACCCAGCUUCUUUGCUGGUCAGAUUUGUCGGUCUUUUGUGUGUCUGCAGCACCUCCUUCCACACGGGCCCAGGAGUUCUCUAUACGCGCUCUCACCGCAGGUCUUGGAAUUCCAAGCCAUUUCCAAUUCCAGGUCUUGGAAAUGGCUGUGCAAUUUGUCUUCACUGUUAGGUUUCCAAGAUGGCAACUAUCAAGAGUGAACUUAUUAAGAAUUUCGCGGAAGAGGAGGCCAUUCAUCACAAUAAGAUCUCCAUUGUAGGAACUGGAUCGGUUGGUGUGGCUUGUGCUAUCAGCAUCUUAUUAAAAGGUUUGAGUGAUGAACUUGUCCUUGUGGAUGUUGAUGAAGGCAAACUGAAGGGUGAGACAAUGGAUCUUCAACAUGGCAGCCCUUUUAUGAAAAUGCCAAAUAUUGUCUCCAGCAAAGAUUACCUGGUCACUGCAAACUCCAAUCUAGUGAUUAUCACAGCAGGUGCACGCCAGAAAAAAGGAGAAACACGCCUUGAUUUAGUCCAGCGAAAUGUAUCCAUCUUUAAAUUAAUGAUUCCCAAUAUUACCCAGUACAGUCCUCACUGCAAACUGCUUAUUGUUACUAAUCCAGUGGAUAUCUUAACUUAUGUAGCCUGGAAGUUGAGUGGAUUUCCCAAAAACCGUGUUAUUGGAAGUGGUUGUAAUCUGGACUCUGCUCGUUUUCGUUACUUUAUUGGGCAAAGGCUUGGCAUCCACUCUGAAAGCUGUCAUGGGCUGAUCCUUGGAGAGCAUGGCGACUCAAGUGUUCCUGUGUGGAGUGGUGUGAACAUUGCUGGCGUCCCUCUGAAGGAUCUGAACCCAGAUAUAGGAACUGAUAAAGAUCCUGAGCAGUGGGAAAAUGUCCACAAAAAAGUGAUUUCCAGUGGCUAUGAGAUGGUCAAAAUGAAAGGUUAUACUUCUUGGGGCAUUAGCCUAUCUGUAGCUGAUUUAACAGAAAGUAUUUUGAAGAAUCUUAGGAGAGUGCAUCCAGUUUCUACCCUAAGUAAGGGCCUCUAUGGAAUAAAUGAAGACAUAUUCCUUAGUGUCCCAUGUAUCCUGGGAGAGAAUGGUAUCACAGACCUCAUAAAAGUAAAACUGACUCUUGAAGAGGAGGCCUGCUUGCAAAAGAGUGCAGAAACACUUUGGGAAAUUCAGAAGGAGCUCAAGCUUUAAAGUUGCUUAAAGCUAAUUCUGUAGAUUGAAGAUGAAAUAGUAGUUAUGGAAUUGUAUAUGUCAAACUUUUGAAUAAAUUUGAAUUUCUAAAAGUUGGAAAAAUAGAGGAAAGAGUGACCUAUUUAGUAUAGCCUUCCAGCUUUUUUUUUUUUCUUUUUUGGGAGGGUCUCAUUCUGUCACCCAGGCUGGAGUGCAGUGGCACAAUCAUGGCUCACUGCAACCUUGACCUCCCGAGCUCAGGUGAGCCUCCCACUUCAGCCUCCAGAGUAGGUGGGACCACAUGCGUGUGCCUCCAUGCCUGCCUAAUUUUUGUAUCUUUUUGUAGAGAUGGGGUUUUGCCAUGUCAUCCAAGCUGGUUUUGAACUCCCAAAGUGCUGAGAUUACAGGGGUGAGCCACUGUGCCUGGCCUUAGCUUUGAUUUAGUAUCCAGAUGAUAGAUGACACUUUUUUUUUUUUUUUUUUAAAGUGACGGCAUCAAAGAUGUUUUUGGUACUUCUCAGUACUUGCCUUGUAUGUAUACGUAAUUGCCAUCUGGUCCACAAGAAUGUGUUUACUGUGUUACACAAAUCCUGAUUCUUUUCAUCAGGUGCAUAGUAAUUCUUCUCUAUGGCUUAAUACCUAUGUUCAUUUACAUGCUAUCUCUACAAUGUAAAAAUAAAAGUGUAUAUAUAUACACACACACACAGAGAGUAAUCUAAAUGUUCCUAACACUAGAUAAAACAUUGAUUUGA
Messenger RNA from Homo sapiens (human), 2555 nucleotides. It is a transcript of the gene LDHAL6A, whose product is annotated as lactate dehydrogenase A like 6A. Gene Ontology annotation, cellular component: cytoplasm. Lineage: Eukaryota; Metazoa; Chordata; Mammalia; Primates; Hominidae. Gene Ontology annotation, molecular function: L-lactate dehydrogenase (NAD+) activity; oxidoreductase activity; oxidoreductase activity, acting on the CH-OH group of donors, NAD or NADP as acceptor. The record is from RefSeq and is marked validated. The coding region runs from base 826 to 1824 and encodes 332 amino acids. The transcript is spliced from 7 exons.